AAGUACCUUAGAAUUAUGCAUUUUACUUUGUGGAUGUGCAUACUUUUAAAUUCAAACAUCUUGUCAGCUGGUUUGAAUGUUAAGAGAAAAUCAUGGCCUAUAUUAAAAAAUUUUGAUAUAUGGAACACAGCAAGCGGUGCCAAAACGUUUGAAAAUAAUAAUAUCGAUCAGUUUAAAAAUGAUGAAAUAAUAAAACAAAAAAGUACUCAAAUUAGAAAAGGCAAAGUGUUUCACUUGUUUCCGGUUCCUGUGGAUGGGGAGUGUCUUUCAAACGAUGGUAGGCGAACUGGAAUAUGUUUAAAUGUAUACGAGUGCCGACUUAAAGGAGGAAUUGCCCAUGGAGAAUGUUCUAUGGGAUUUGGUGUUUGUUGUAUAUUUUUAGCUACCUGUGAUCAGACCAUUCGCAACAACAUAACCUAUUUAGUGUCGCCGAAUUUCCCCAGUUCAAUGCCUCAAAACUUAACUUUUUGCAAAUACAAACUGAGAACGAUGGACUCUAAUGUGAGUCAACUCCGCAUUGACUUCAUUCAUUUUUCUCUCGGCCAACCUAAUAGAAAGACGGGAUUAUGUGAUGGAGAUGUUUUUAAUGUAACUGGAGGUCCAUCUGGCAGCUUUUUACUAUGUGGACAAAAUAGUGGGCAACAUGUUUAUUAUGAUGUGGAAGCACGUAAAAUCAGUCAUUCUCGAAAAAAAAAUAAACAAUCGUUGGUUAAAAGUAAUACUACAAUGCUUAAUACUACCGUACUUGAGGAACAAAUGAUUGAAAUAACAAUGAAUUUUUCCAAUCGUUUUUCGCCUAUACGGUUUUGGGAAGUACGUAUCGCACAGAUUCCUUUCAGUCAAAGGGCUCCAGCAAACUGCCUACAGUAUUAUACCGGAAAUGAAGGAGUUGUACAGACAUUCAAUUUUGCGGAUAAUGGACGGCAUUUAGCGAAUCAAGAUUACAAAGCUUGCAUUCGACAGGAAGAAAAAAUGUGUUCUAUAAUAUAUCAACCUUGUGAUGAUCAGUCUUUUAAAAUUGGGCCAACAAAGCUAGUUACUCAACAACAUCACAGCAUAAUGAUGGGAGAAGCCGCUGAAUCAGCUCAAGGUAGUUUUAUAAACAAUAGUUCAACAUUUUCCGAAGAUCAAGUUUCGACUAUGAGUUCUAUUACGAGUUCUAUACCAGCGGAAACAACAAAUGCUACUAUGGCGUUAUCUGAUUCUGAGGGUUCAGGAGAAGAGAAUAUUCAAACAAGUGGUACAGCAACUUCUGAAAAACCAGUCCGUGGAGGUUUUGAUAUUUUGUCACUUUUUCGAAGCGCAUUUAGUUUUCGAAACUUAGCCAGAUCUAAUAGACAAUUUUUCACUACGUGUAAUGAUCGCAUUACUAUGCCUUGUAUAAUAGAAGACUUUGUUGGUGUUGGAAUGGGUCCCCUUCCAGGAUGCGAACCAGUUCAUUGUGGGAACCAGUUUUGUGCUUCAAAUGUUAAGCCUUGUCGUAUUGAGUCAACAGUUACACCUUUUUAUUUAGGUGUGCACUUUGGAAAAGGAGUUGGUAAAGGCAGUGCGGAGGAAAAUAUUGGAGCAUGUAUUCGCUUUACACAGAUGCAAUGCGUUUAAAUAUUCGUGCUGGUUAUUUAUUUUAUUUAAAUAGUAUUUUAUUUAAUCAAUCGUAUUAAAGUACAAAUUGAACAACUACAUGCAUAUGUAUGUACAUUGUUUCUUAUUAAUUUAAUUAUAAUUUUAUCAUGUAAAAACAGAAUUGAUAUGUAGAUACAUAAAUAUACUCGUAUAUAAAAAUAAAAUAGAAACUAAAUAUUGCCAAGAAU
Molecule: messenger RNA, 1811 nt
Organism: Episyrphus balteatus (marmalade hoverfly)
Lineage: Eukaryota; Metazoa; Arthropoda; Insecta; Diptera; Syrphidae
Exons: 6
Coding region: 16-1602 (528 amino acids)
Source: RefSeq, a predicted model, not a curated record